GUUGUGUUUCGAUUUUCGUUUGAAACGGUCGUCCCUUUCUUUGCACCAGCCAUGCGUCACACGUUACGGAACCAGUUGGAGGAGGAUGGCUACGUGGUCUUAGAAGAUUUUCUUCGACCGGCAGAGUGCGACGAACUCCGAAACGCCGGUUUGGAACUGACAAAGCAAGCUCUCGAAUCUGAGGACAAAGCUGUCUUCUCUACCUUGGAAAACAACAAACAACAACUGAAGGACGAGUAUUUUCUAAACAGCAAUGACAAGAUCAGCUUUUUCUACGAGGCCGAAGCGGUUGGACCAGACGGUAAACUUCUGGUGGAUCCAAGUAUAUCUUUAAACAAGGUUGGACACGCCCUACAUCUCCUGCACCCAAUCUUCAGAUGCUACACCUACAGUGAUAGAGUCAAAGCAGUGUGUCGGGAGCUAGGUUUCAGAGAACCAGCGGUUGUACAGAGUAUGUACAUAUACAAAAACCCUGGGGUCGGUGGAGAAGUUGCAGAUCACCAAGAUGCAACAUAUUUGUACAGCGAACCUGUUCCCCCUAUCGGAUUUUGGAUCGCCCUUGAAGAUGCGACAGUAGAAAACGGCUGCCUGUGGAUGGCCAGAGGCUCUCACAAAUCUGGUGUCCACAGACGACUCAUCCGUAACCCGGAUAAGGAGUCCAAACAGGCUCUGAUCUAUGACAAAGGAGCGCCAUUUUACCCACAAUCUGGUUUUACGCCGGUACCGGUCAGCAAAGGUACUUGCAUCUUAAUACACGGUCACGUUGUACAUAGGAGCGCUCAAAACAAAUCGGAGAAAAGUCGCCACGCGUACACUUUCCACGUCGUAGAGAGACAAGAUAAUACCUAUUCACCAGAUAACUGGCUGCAGGAGGGGGAAAACGCUCCCUUCCAAAACGUCUACACCACUCCGCAGAUUCUAUAAUAAUACAGUUUAAUAAAGUAGGAAAACGUAUAACUGUUUUUAUUUUACUUUUUUCUAUCGAGGCGCUUUUUUAGUUAUCGUUAGUAUUUAAAAAAAAAUAUCGAUAUAUUUUAUCACUUGUAAUAUAAUAUCAAUUUUGGUAAAUAAA
Molecule: messenger RNA, 1072 nt
Organism: Melitaea cinxia (Glanville fritillary)
Lineage: Eukaryota; Metazoa; Arthropoda; Insecta; Lepidoptera; Nymphalidae
Gene: Phyhd1
Product: phytanoyl-CoA dioxygenase domain-containing protein 1
Exons: 6
Coding region: 52-924 (290 amino acids)
Source: RefSeq, a predicted model, not a curated record